Molecule: messenger RNA, 2678 nt
Organism: Cydia strobilella
Lineage: Eukaryota; Metazoa; Arthropoda; Insecta; Lepidoptera; Tortricidae
Gene: wupA
Product: troponin I
Exons: 9
Coding region: 157-774 (205 amino acids)
Biological process (GO): muscle contraction
Cellular component (GO): troponin complex
Source: RefSeq, a predicted model, not a curated record
GAGGAAAAGCGCGCGGGGGACGGGCGCCCACGCACUGCCCGCCGCACCUUGCCGCCCGCCUCGCACCAGUCAGCAGCUGUGGCUCGUGUUGGCUGAACCAUCUGUAGGGCCAUCCUCUUUUUCUUACCGUAGGACACCUAAUCCAACACAUACACAAUGGCGGAUGAUGAUAAAAAGCGUCUCGAGGAGGCGAAGAAGGCCAAACAGGCCGAGAUCGACCGCAAGCGCGCGGAGGUGCGCAAGCGCAUGGAGGAAGCUUCUAAGGCCAAGAAGGCUAAGAAGGGUUUCAUGACCCCCGAGAGGAAGAAGAAGCUCAGGUUGCUGCUGCGUAAAAAAGCCGCAGAGGAACUGAAGAAGGAACAGGAGCGCAAAGCGGCCGAGAGGAGGCGCAUCAUUGAGGAGAGGUGUGGUAAACCCAAGAACAUUGAAGAUGCAAACGAAGCGGAACUGCAGACGAUAUGUCAAAUGUACUGGCACAGAAUAUACAACCUUGAGGGGGAUAAAUAUGAACUAGAACGAGCCAUUGAAAUUAGGAAAAUGGAGAUCUCCGACCUGAACUCCCAAGUCAAUGACCUCAGAGGAAAAUUCGUCAAACCUACACUCAAGAAGGUGUCCAAAUACGAGAACAAAUUCGCCAAGCUUCAGAAGAAGGCCGCCGAAUUCAACUUCCGUAACCAGUUGAAGGUUGUCAAAAAGAAGGAGUUCACCCUUGAAGAAGAAGACAAAGAGGCUAAGAAUGCGGAGAAGGCUGAUUGGGCUAUCGGCAAGAAGUAAACACUGUAACAACACGUCACAAACUUAACCCAUCUAUAUAACACCUGAAAUCAAAUUUGAUGGAUUAUAUUUAUUACCUAUUUAUCAUAAGAAUAAAAUUUUAUUAUUAUUAAAAAAGACAAGCAUUUUCAAAUAUCCUUAUGAUACCUGACAUAAAUAAGGUGAGAAAAGUUUGGGUAAAUUCGAUGUCCCUAGUCCCUACUAGCUAAUACAUAAGCUUGCGCUUUGAGUCAACGUUCUUAAAUAUUUUCUCGAGUAUCACGCGAGACCCCGCUUCGCAAUUCCUUAAGUUCCAUUUUUAUCUAAAUCAAAACCGUAUACGGUGCUAAUACAUAUUUCUUUAGCUUUUGUUACUAAUUUUAUCUCAAACAUGCAAUGAAAUAUUGAUAUUUUGCAUGUUCUUCAUAUUAGGCUAGGAAGUAUCACGUCUCGGGCGCGGCUAGACGAGAGAUCUUUAAUAAAAUUUUAUACAAAGUUGCAGGCCUAGGCCGGAAAGUAGCUCUUUUUUAAUUUCCAUUUCACAUAUAUUCGUGACACAGCAUCAUGUCAUUCAGCCAUUAAAAAAAACUGUAAGCAAUACUUGCUUUUUGGUUCGUUAUAACAUUCUGCCACUACGCCUAUUCGAAAAAACAAUAAACUAUGUUUGCUAUAUUUAGCAAUGUUAUUAAUAUAAAAUUUUCAUGAGCAUAAUAAAUAACACAUUAUUAAAAAAUUCCAAUGAAUGUGAAUUGCAAAUUGAACUACACAAAUACACAUUUAAAAUAUUUCAUUUAAAAAUUUAUUAGCGGUAAAAAUGUCUACUCAAACCCGCGUAGGUAUUUUUUUCUCGUUUUGGAGACAAAGUUGAACAUUUUUGCAUUCUGUAAUUGUAUUUUAUUAUUGGACUUAUUGAGCAUUGUUGAUUGUGUUAUUUAAUAUGAGUUACGACGAAAAUAUGAAAUGAGUUUUGUUAAGUCUUUCAAAAUUUACAAGCAAGACUGGAAGAGUGCCGCAACCACUACGGACGACAUCUUGAUGAUUUUAUUUUUAAAACGUAAAAUUUAUUUCUUUAACCCCAAAUUCUAAUUAUAAUUUUUAUUAAAAAAAUAUAAAAAUUGAUUAUUUAUUAAUUAUUUUUUAAAUGCAUUUAUUACUGGCCCACCCUGUAUAAGGCGAAUAAUUUGGAUGUUUAAGGCAAUUUUAUAAAUUGGAUAAGCUAAGAAAAAUGCUCACAGUUUAUCGGAAAGUUUUUGUAUCAUAUUUUAAAGAACUGAAUGUUACUAUAAAAUCGACAACACUGUGGGAAUUAAACUCCAUGCUUAAGGCAUCGAUGUAUGUGAAGCAUAAUAUCAACAUUCAAAUAGGUAUACAUAAAUAUAUACGUGUAAUAAAUUAAAAAAAAAUAGUGUGAUAAAGAUAGGUACAUAUAGGUGCUAGUUAUAUUUUGUGUCUAGUUUACUUUUAGUUUCUCUAGAAAGAAAACUUUGAUUUCGUGAUGGAGGUUUAUUUAUUUAUUUCAUUGCAUUUAUUGAGAAAAGCACUAUACGUACAUCGGCGUGAAAAGGGGUUGUCGGCCUCAUAACUAUCCUCUAUAAUGCAUUCGCCCGGCAACCCCUUACUUCCCAGCCCCUGUAGUAAUGUACUAUUGUAGGAAUGUAAUUUACCAGAAUCGGUAGGUAAUACUGCAAUUGUCUCAAGUUAAAAAAUAUAUCUUCAAAAUUUGUUUUGUUUUUUUAAACCCGAACAAACUUCAGACGGUUACAGACAACACUGACUUAAAUGACCGCACCAAACACUUAAGGUAGCUAACUGCACAGAUCCAAAAGACACGUAUUUUACUUAUACAAUUUUAUACAGUCCUUGAUUAGAUUACGUUUAGCGGUGAGUUAAUAUUACCAUAUUUCACAGGGCGGAGUUGGAGGAAA